UCGUGGUUGGCGCACGCUCAGGGAACGCCCGCCUAGCUGUUGGCUGAAAUCAAAAGGAGCAAGUGCGCAGUGGGAACCAGAGCCCAUAUCCCUGGUGUGCUUGUGGAGACAGGGUCGUGGGAGAAGGUCGAAAGAUGAACUCGGUAUUAUCACGGGCGAACUCACUGUUCGCUUUCUCACUGAGCGUGAUGGCGGCACUCACCUUGGGUUGCUUCAUCACCACAGCAUUCAAAGACAGGAGCGCCCCGGUGCGUUUGCACGUCUCGCGGAUCUUGCUGAAAAAUGUAGAAGACUUCACUGGACCUAGAAAAAGAAGUGAUCUGGGAUUCAUUACAUUUCAUAUCACUGCGGAUCUAGAGAAGACUUUCGACUGGAAUGUUAAGCAGCUAUUUCUUUAUUUAUCAGCGGAAUAUUCAACAAAAAAUAAUGCUGUGAAUCAAGUGGUCCUUUGGGACAAGAUUGUUCUGAGAGGUGAUAAUCCCAAGCUGUUAUUGAAAGAUAUGAAGACAAAAUAUUUUUUCUUUGACGAUGGAAAUGGUCUCAAGGGAAACAGGAAUGUCACUUUGACCUUAUCUUGGAACGUUGUACCAAAUGCUGGAAUUCUGCCUCUUGUGACAGGAACGGGACGUGUAUCUGUCCCAUUUCCAGAUGCAUAUGAAAUAACCAAGAGUUAUUAAAUUUGAAACGCCACAUUUUAUGCUUAAUGAAUUGUAUUUCAUUUGUCUUUACUUGCAUUUUUUCUUUUGCUUUUUACCUUUCGAUUUUUUUUCUUGCUACAACAGCAAACAUCAAAAGGCAUAUUUGAUGUAAAAGGAUAGAGAUUGAACAGAAAAGCACUUUGGUAAUGUGCAGACAGGAAGAUGAUUGAAAGACUAAUUCAUAAUUCAUAUUGGGUUCAAAAUAUCUUGCGAGGCUAUACUAACCAAAACAGCAUGGUACUGGCAUAUAAACAGACACAGACCAGUGGAAUAUAAUAGAGAGCUAAGAAAUAAAUUCAUACAUUUACAUCCAACUGAUUUUUACAAGGGUGCCAAGAACAUAAAAUGGAAAAUUAUUUUCUCUUCAAUAAAUGGCAUUGGGAAAAUUGGAUAUCCAUAUACAGAAGAAUGGAUUAGAUCUUAAUUCACACCAUAUAAAAGAUCAACUCAAAGUAGAUCAAAGACUUAAUUGUAAACAGAAUCUGUGAAAGCACCAGAAGAAAACUAAGAGUUAUUCUUCCUGACAUUGAUCUGGGCAAUUUUUUUCUGGAUAUAAUAUCAAAAACAUAGACAACAAAAGCAAAAAUAGAGAAAUAGUAUUAUACUGAAUUAAAAAUUUUCUGCACAGAAAAAGAGAAAUGAAGAGAGUAAAAAGAGAACUUCAAACCUGCAAACUGUACUUCUGAUAAAUGUUAAUAUGCAAAAUAUACCAGGAAUUCAAAUAAUUCAAUAGCAAGAAAGCAAAUGACCCAAAUAAAAAUGGGAAAAAGACCUUACUAGACAUUUUUCAAAGAAGACAUACAAAUGACCAACAGGUAUAUAAAAAUGCCCAACAUCACUAAUC
Messenger RNA from Sciurus carolinensis (gray squirrel), 1542 nucleotides. Its product is annotated as signal peptidase complex subunit 3-like. The record is from RefSeq and is a predicted model, not a curated record. Lineage: Eukaryota; Metazoa; Chordata; Mammalia; Rodentia; Sciuridae. The transcript is spliced from 2 exons. Gene Ontology annotation, cellular component: signal peptidase complex; membrane. Bases 135 to 677 code for a protein of 180 amino acids. Gene Ontology annotation, biological process: protein targeting to ER.